UCGGCCCGGCUCCGCGGGCAGCCCCCUGCUGCCGCGCCAUGUCCGCCGGCUGGUUCCGGCGCCGCUUCCUACCCGGGGACCCGCUCCCCGCGCCGCGGACACCCGGGCCGCGUGCCAGCCCCGUGCCCUACCGACGGCCCCGCUUCCUGCGUGGCUCGGGCUCCAGCCCAGGCGCUGCCGACGCCUCGCGCCGCCCAGAUGCCCGGCCCGUGCGCAGCCCCGCGCGGGGCCGUUCGCUGCCCUGGAACGCAGGCUACGCCGAGAUCAUCAAUGCAGAGAAAUCUGAGUUCAAUGAGGAUCAAGCUGCCUGUGGGAAACUGUGCAUCCGGCGAUGUGAGUUUGGGGCUGAAGAUGAUCAAGAGUGGCUGACCCUGUGCCCCGAGGAGUUCCUGACGGGCCAUUACUGGGCACUCUUUGAUGGGCACGGCGGUCCUGCAGCAGCCAUCCUGGCUGCCAACACCCUGCAUUCCUGCCUGCGCCGGCAGCUGGAAGCUGUGGUAGAGGGCCUGGUGGCCACUCAGCCCCCCAUGCACCUCAGUGGCCGCUGCAUUUGCCCCAGUGACCCACAAUUUGUUGAGGAAAAGGGCAUCAGGGCAGAAGACUUGGUGAUCGGGGCUCUGGAGAGUGCCUUCCAGGAGUGUGAUGAGGUGAUCGGGCGGGAGCUGGAGGCAUCAAGCCAGGUGGGCGGCUGCACAGCCCUGGUGGCUGUGUCCCUGCAGGGAAAGCUGUAUGUGGCCAAUGCUGGGGAUAGCAGGGCCAUCCUCGUGCGGAGAGAUGAGGUACGGCUGCUGAGCUCUGAGUUCACCCCAGAGACUGAGCGGCAACGAAUCCAGCAGCUGGCUUUUGUCUACCCUGAGCUUCUGGCUGGUGAGUUUACCCGACUGGAGUUUCCUCGGAGGCUGAAGGGGGAUGACUUGGGGCAGAAGGUUUUGUUCAGGGAUCACCACAUGAGCGGCUGGAGCUACAAACGUGUGGAGAAAGCAGAUCUCAAGUACCCACUGAUCCAUGGACAGGGUAGGCAGGCUCGGUUACUGGGAACACUGGCCGUCUCUCGGGGCCUGGGAGACCAUCAGCUCAGAGUCCUGGACACGAACAUCCAGCUCAAGCCCUUCUUGCUUUCUAUCCCACAGGUAACGGUGCUGGAUGUGGACCAGCUGGAGCUUCAGGAGGAGGAUGUGAUUGUCAUGGCAACUGAUGGACUCUGGGAUGUCCUGUCCAAUGAGCAGGUGGCAUGGCUGGUACGGAGUUUCCUCCCUGGGAACCGAGAGGACCCACACAGGUUCUCGGAGCUGGCCAAAAUGCUGAUACACAGCACACAGAGGAAGGAUGGUCCCACGGGGGAAGGGCAGGUGUCCUAUGAUGAUGUCUCUGUGUUCGUGAUUCCCUUGCACAGCCAGGGCCAAGGGAGCAGUGGCCACUGAGGAUUCAGACACUGCAUCACAGAACCACUCCAGUGCCGGGUGCGAUCUGGGCACCCCUCCACUGUGGCCAAGAGCAGGUCUUGCCUGCCCUGUCCCCAGCCACAGCCCAGUGCUCUUGCCAUCUACCCAUUUCAAGGGGAACACUUAUACCAGGCAGUCAGAGCUGGAAGUGUGUGGACUGCUCAGCCCACCAGAUCCUGUUUGCAGUGAUAACAUCUGUCUGGCAGAGGCACUUUACAACUUAGGAAAACCAAGUGAGGCUCAUCAGACAAGAUCCUCAACAGUCCCAAGUAUUAUUCUCAGAUGGGGACAUCUGGGCUAAGGGUAUUAGCCAGAGAUGCCACCAGGGGCAGCUAGCUGUGUUUGGAUCCAGGUCUCCAAUCCAUGGAUGUCAGGGCAUCCAUUCAGCAACCCCCAAAGUCCAUGUGUGGUGCCUCGUAGAAAGCUUUGGGCAACCUCACAUCUGCUGGAACAGCCAUCUUGAGCACAGCCCCCGAGAAGAGACCAGCUCAGGUCCUGCCCUGCUCUCCUCUGCCUUUGGAGGUGAGACACAGGCUCUGGGGCUAAAGUUGUGGGAGAUCAAAAAAGGGCAAGAGAAGCUCCUGAAUUGGUUGGGCGAGUGCUCUCCAGUUGCUACCUGCAGCCUGGCCCUCGCCCUGCCUUUGUCUGAUACCCCAAUGAUGCCUUUGUUCCCCAUCACCUCCCUUUUAUUAAAUGUUUGUGU
Messenger RNA from Propithecus coquereli (Coquerel's sifaka), 2145 nucleotides. RefSeq names its product protein phosphatase, Mg2+/Mn2+ dependent, 1M (gene PPM1M). Gene Ontology annotation, biological process: protein dephosphorylation. NCBI's taxonomy places the organism in Eukaryota, Metazoa, Chordata, Mammalia, Primates, Indriidae. The record is from RefSeq and is a predicted model, not a curated record. Gene Ontology annotation, molecular function: protein serine/threonine phosphatase activity. The transcript is spliced from 10 exons. Bases 39 to 1421 code for a protein of 460 amino acids.